GUGACUUGGCCGGAAUUUAAACAGUUAUUUCAACAACGCUAUGCAAAUACUGAAACGCCAGCCGCCAUGUUUUUGCAGUUAUUAAACAGUUGCCCCGGCAACAGUGAAUGCCUUGCGAUAUACGCUAGUCGCAUGGUGACUUCGCUUAUUAACAAGUGGAAGGGCUUGGAUGCUGAGAGGAUUGCGGUGUCCGUGGUUUUGGGACAUUUGGCCAACUUUGACCGCCGAGUGCAAAGAAUUGCAUACACUGCCGAGAUCAAAAAUAGACGUGACCUACAGGCUGAGUUGCAGGUCUUCGCUUUUGACAAGCGCACACAUCAUUCUGGAAAUAAGGAAUCUGGAGCAAACAGAGCUAAGUUGGCGUCACUGAAGUGCCAUCUUUGCGGAAAGAUGGGGCACAAAAUGAUUGAUUGCCGAAACAAGAAGCAGAGCGCCGGCAUGUCGAGACAGGAUCAACGAGGAAGCCAACGAUUUCAGCAGCAUUUUAAAGACAAUAUAACUUGCUAUCGUUGCCGAGAGCAAGGUCAUAUAGCCUCACAAUGCCCUAAAAAUAUGACAGGCGGUGGAGCUGGAUUGCGGAACGAAAAGAGAGCUGAGCUGUGCGUGUUGGAUGAACCGAAGACAAGUAUGCUGUUACGAAGUGAGGACUUUCCAAUCUUUUUCGAUUCUGGAGCAGAGUGCUCUUUGGUUAAAGAGAGUUUUGCAGAGAAGCUAAGCGGUAGAAAAGUAAAUAACGUAACGAAAUGCAAAUGUUUGUAGUACAAUGCAGAUUGAUAACAAUAUUCUUAUUAAUGGAAAUAGUUUAAAUGUAACAUUUCAUGUUGUACCCGAUGACUGUAUGUCAAAUAAUAUUGUACUGGGACGAGAAGUGUUGGCUCAGGGAUAUGCUGCAGUAGUAUUUUGUAAAGGGGUUGAAAUAAUUAAGGAUGAAACAAAAA
Molecule: messenger RNA, 938 nt
Organism: Drosophila yakuba
Lineage: Eukaryota; Metazoa; Arthropoda; Insecta; Diptera; Drosophilidae
Exons: 1
Coding region: 67-759 (230 amino acids)
Molecular function (GO): zinc ion binding; nucleic acid binding
Source: RefSeq, a predicted model, not a curated record